ACCAUAAGACAGAUGAUUUAUUACAGCUAAUAUUGUAGGCUACUUUUUAAAAAAGCUAUUAACUUAUGGAGAAACUUUUGCUUUAAUAAUCUAGUCUUGAUUAUAUGUCAAUAAAUCAUCAGUAGGCUAUUCAGUACAGGAAAACAACCUCCACUGCCACUGCUUUCUAGUAGUUACGGUAAUCAGCGUCAUGCAACCGGAAAGCCCAUUGUGUUGUCUGUUUUGCUGGCUAACCCACGAACUGUGUUGAGCUUUUUCCAAAAUAAUUCUCAGCGGCAGCAGUGAAAUAUGUGCGCAAGCAUGCCACCGGGCAGCCUGAAUCUGGAGUCACAGCUUUUGUCCAUUAUGGACGUGCUGGUGAAAACGGCGGUUGCGGAAAUCACUCAGUUGUUCUCGGAGAGCUCCGCGUCUCUGCGCCUGCAUUUAACCCAGAGCCUGAAGGAAAACGAAGCCCUGAGGAUGAGGAUGAAGGUGAUGAGGAGUGAGCUCUUCUCCCUGAGACUGCAGACUAGAACGACCCGGCCGGCAAGCCGCUUUUCGCCGAUCAGAGGGACUAUCCCCAAACCACGGGCUAAACCACAAGCACCAGUGCCUCAAAAGGAUGUUGGGGAAGCUGCUUCAAUUUCUCGACAAUUAGAGAAGAAGACAUCCUCCUCUGCCAAUCAAGUGCAGUGUGCAGAUGUGGAGAGUCCAGAUGUCAUCCUGAUCAAAGAUGAAGAUGACAUUGGAGGAUGUGGGCCAGGUGAAGGUCAGGAUGAUUUUAGAAAUCGCAGUUCACAGGCUGGUGUUGCUGCAGGAACUCAGAAUUUAGCGCCUGCUGGUUCCUCCUGCCUGACAGGUGAUAAUGGGGAGCUGAGAAUAGUGAGUGUUCACGGCCGAGGAGAAGGGCCUCUGCAGGAGGAGAGCGACACCCUCUUCACUCCGUCUGAACUGCAGGCUUUUAGCUCCCUGUCUCCUGACCACGGUGUCACCCAUGACAGUCUCGUGAAUUUCACCUCUGCUGCGAAUGACAGAGCGCCGAUGAGAGCGGUGCAGGAUAACAGUGUUGGACUGGUGAGAAACAGCCAGCUGGAAAAAAAUCUUUCCACUCAAAUGUCUACAACAGCAUUGAACUCAAUAAAAACAACAAUGGGAGGACCCAACUGUCAACUGGGGCACCCCAGUCACAUCAGCCAGUUCCCCCAGCAGCAAAAUGUCUUUGCUCACAAUGUCAGCAAAUCCCUAGACUGCAGCUUCUGUGGCGAACGCUUCCCUAGUCGCGAGGACCUGAUUGUUCACCGGGCGAGCCACACCGGGGAGUCGCCUGUUCCUUGUUCCUUGUGCGGCAAGUCAUUUGUUAACAAGACCACACUUAGCAUUCACAUGCGCAUUCACACUGGGGAGAAGCCGUAUGCUUGUCCGCAGUGUGGGAAACGCUUCACACAGAACGGCAGCUUGAAGAUCCACCUGAGGACUCACUCCGGAGAAAAGCCGUACACCUGCAAUCAGUGCACUGCCAGCUUCAACAACCCCAGCAACCUGCGCAGGCACAUGAUCACACACACCUCAAACGAGAUGCUCUGACUAUUACUGACAAGACUUAAAGGGUCAAUGUGGAUUUUUAUAUUUUCAGUGUGUUCCUUUACUGACGCCGUGCUACCGUGCUAUGUGUGUUUGGGGAAACGUGUUUGUCAUGGGUUAAAUGUACUUUAUAUCCUACAUGUCUGUCAGUUCAUGGCCCAAUCCUAGUUCACCUCAAGCCCCUUCCAUUUUCAUCCACUACUCCCUUUAACUCUGUUUUGAGGGUGAAAGAUAUGGUUCUUAUUACCAUUGCUAACUCUGAGUGUAGCGGUACUCCUUAGCCUUUAGUGCCGCUUUACGGUGCAGGUCUUAUGCUGUAAGUAUGAGACGACAUAAACAAGUUCCACAGUCCAGUUCUUGGUUUUUACGAAGGAUUUACUAAAUAAAAAUAAACAUACAAAUAAAACGUUUCCUGGUUGACAAAUUACUUGCUUAUAACUCGGUCAGAAAAACUGUGUGCUCAGAGCCUGACCGUCCGAUCCUUCCAAAAACAAAAAACACAUCCGGUCACAUGGUUAACAAACAACAAUAUGCCAUAACGUAACAUGUCUAGAGCACAUUGUAUAAAACAAACUUAUUAUUCCAAAACAUAAAGCUAUGUUGGCUAUGUUUUCUUAAUAACUACAUAAAUUAAACAUUUUUCAGAUUGGCUCUUACAUUUCCGGCCCCUA
This is a messenger RNA of Monopterus albus (swamp eel), 2231 nucleotides long. RefSeq names its product transcription factor che-1-like. Gene Ontology annotation, molecular function: DNA-binding transcription factor activity, RNA polymerase II-specific; RNA polymerase II cis-regulatory region sequence-specific DNA binding. The record is from RefSeq and is a predicted model, not a curated record. Lineage: Eukaryota; Metazoa; Chordata; Actinopteri; Synbranchiformes; Synbranchidae. Gene Ontology annotation, biological process: regulation of transcription by RNA polymerase II. The coding region runs from base 289 to 1563 and encodes 424 amino acids. The transcript has 4 exons.